UCUAUCUAUAUAUCCGGUACUGUAUCACUGCCUGCAUGUGUAUUAUCUACCAUCACUGUCAAGGUUCAAUAUAAUAAUGCGCAGCAAACGUGUCCACCAAAUCUCCGACUCCAUCCAUUCGCAAUCCCUCCAUUUCAUAUCCACUCAUCCUGUUUUCUUAGUUUCUUCCUGUCAAGGACCUUGGAAGUAGCCUGCUAUUAAUCUCCUCACCUGGCAAGGUCCUCAACUCUGUAUAUAUCUACUCUACCUGCACCAUGACCUUACUUCUACAUCUUUACCUUCAUCUACAUCCAUGACAAAAAUGGCCUUCAACCCCUCCAGUGUCAACCUGGACACUGCCAGCAAGGAAGAUGUCCUCUGCUACAUGGCCAUCUCCAGCAACGACUACAAUGGCCAUCUCGGUGCUCGCAUCUCCUCCAUCUUCGUGAUCGGCUUCGUCUCCAUGGCCUUUACCUUCUUCCCCGUCGUGGCUAAACGUCUACCGGGCUGGAAGAUUCCCUACAGCGUCUACAUCUUCGCCCGUUAUUUUGGCACUGGCGUCAUCGUCGCCACGGCGUUUAUCCAUCUGCUGGACCCGGCGUAUUCCAAAAUCGGCCCAGAGACCUGCGUCGGUGUUUCUGGUUACUGGGAUGAGUAUUCCUGGUGUGCGGCUAUUGUUCUGGCUUCAAUUGUCUUUAUCUUCCUUCUUGACCUUGCGGCUGAGGUCUAUGUUGAGCUGAAAUACGGCAUGCACAAGGAUGAAAACGCCACGGACAACUUUCUCGCUCAUCAGGACCAUCUCGAUAUCGGGCCUGUCCCUGAAGACGGUCGCAUUCGUCACGACAAACCAUCCGAACACACUUCUGAAAAGGUAGACGAUGAUUCUGUUGCUGAGCGUUCAUUCCGCCAGCAAAUUGCCGCCUUUCUCAUCCUUGAAUUCGGCAUCAUCUUCCACUCCGUCAUUAUCGGGCUGAAUCUGGGCGUGACGGGCUCUGAGUUCGCUACUCUCUAUCCUGUUCUUGUCUUUCACCAAUCCUUUGAAGGUCUAGGACUGGGUGCUCGACUGUCUGCCAUUCCAUUCGGUCGACACAAAUGGCUGCCGUGGAUCCUCUGUCUUGCAUAUGGGCUGACAACCCCCAUUUCCAUUGCGAUCGGACUGGGCGUGCGAACUACCUAUAACCCAGACUCAAAGGCGGCCAUGAUUGUGCAGGGCGUGUUGAAUGCGAUUUCAGCCGGUGUGUUGAUCUACAGUGGUUUGGUGGAGUUGUUGGCGAGGGACUUUCUCUUCGAUCCGUGUCGGACCAAGCAGCGGUCGCGUUUGGUGUUUAUGGUGUUUUGUACAUUGCUCGGCGCAGGUAUCAUGGGCUUGAUUGGGAAGUGGGCUUGAUGUAAAGGUGUUGAUGUAAAGGUGUUGAUGUACAAAAGUGUUGAUGUAUAAAAGUGUUGAUUUAUUGAAGUAUUUGAAAUAAGUGGAUGUGAUAGGUUAGAUGACGUCAACCACCGUACAUAUUAAUACCAC
Molecule: messenger RNA, 1498 nt
Organism: Aspergillus wentii DTO 134E9
Lineage: Eukaryota; Fungi; Ascomycota; Eurotiomycetes; Eurotiales; Aspergillaceae
Gene: zrfA
Product: high-affinity Zn(2+) transporter ZRT1
Exons: 1
Coding region: 293-1366 (357 amino acids)
Biological process (GO): zinc ion import across plasma membrane
Cellular component (GO): plasma membrane
Molecular function (GO): high-affinity zinc transmembrane transporter activity
Source: RefSeq, a predicted model, not a curated record